UCUGAGCAGCUCCUUCAAUUCCAUAAAAGUCCAUUUUUGAUAGCAAUAUAUCAUGAUUUACUCGGUCAAAAGCCUUACUCAGAUCACAAAAAAUUCCACCCGCUAUAUAUUUGUUGUUUAAAGCCCUAUAAAUAUUCUCCAUUAGAUUAUAAGUAGCUAAUGUAGUUGAAGAGUUUUUUCUAAAGCCGAAUUGCUCCUGCGUUAGCAGGUUAUGUGUAUUUAAGUGGAAAAUCAUUCUUUUAUAUAUAACUUUUUCAAAAAUUUUAGAAAAGAUUGGGAGUAAAGAUAUAGGUCUAUAAUUAGACAUGUCGGUUUUAUUCCCCUUUUUUGUGUAUGGGUAUUAUUUCAGAAUAUUUUAAUCGAGCAGGGAAUAUUCCUGUAGACAAUGACUUAUUAAAUAUGUAAGUUAAUGGUGAUGAUAUAUAUGGUGCACUUGCUUUUAUUAAUUUGGUAGUAAUUCCAUCAUAUCCACAAGCUGCUUUGAGUUUUAUAGAUCUUAUUAUCUCUUCUAUUUCAUUGCUGUUAGUUGCUUUUAAUACCAAUUUCUGAGAUGGUUUUGGAAAUGAAGUGUAUAAAUAAUCCAUGAACUUGAGGAUAGAUGGAAGAAUAAUAUGCACAUAACAGCAUAGCUCCAACCGCUCCAACCUUCCGAACAACAAAAUGGAGCGACACCUUGCCUACCUUCCUUUGACGAAGAGAAAAGUAAUCCGUAAGUGGACACAGAACAUGUAGUGGCGGUAAAUCUAUCUCUGCUGCAGAUGUUUAGCGCGUCAAGGGAAAGUAGUUCUGAAUCUUCAUUAUGGCUGCCUCAGUAAGGGCUAAAGUGCUUGGUAUUUUAAAUUUUCCCGAAAGCAUUACUUCAUAUUAUAAUGUGCACUUGUUAAAGUACAUAACUGGAAAUGUAAGACAUGUGAGAAGAUUUGGUGAUAGUACUAAUAGAGUUCCUGAAGUUGAAGUGCCAUUUUCGAAUGGAAGAAAUUUAACACUAUCUACAGGCAAGUUUGCCAGAUUUGCUGAUGGAUGUGCUGUUGCAGCUCUUGGUGAUACAUCUGUCAUGGUAACAACCGUGAGCAAAACAAAACCUUCACCAUCCUCAUUUAUUCCACUGGUAGUAGAUUAUAGACAAAAAGCUGCAGCUGCAGGAAGAAUUCCUACAAAUUUUUUGAGGAGAGAGUUGGGACCAACUGAAAAAGAGAUCCUGACAAGUAGGCUAAUAGACAGGUCAUUGAGACCAUUGUUUCCUGUUGGAUACAGUUAUGAGACACAAAUCAUGUGUAAUCUUCUUGCUGUUGAUGGGGUGAAUGAUCCAGAUGUUAUUAGUAUCAAUGCAGCCUCAGCAGCCCUGGCUUUAUCUGACAUACCUUGGAAUGGACCAGUUGGAGCAGUCAGAGUUGGCUUUAGUAACAAUGAAAUAGUAAUAAACCCUACGAGAAGAGAACUGUCACAAAGUAUCUUAAACUUAGUUGUAAGUGCUACACGUCACAACCUUGUAGUAAUGCUGGAAGCUGCAGCAGAGAAUAUUUUGCAACAGGAUUUCCUUAAAGCAAUCAGAGCUGGUGUAAAGGAGUGUCAGAAUGUUAUACAAGCUAUUCAGCAGCUUCAGAAACAUUAUGGUAAGGCUAAACGUGAAUUUGAGCCUCUGCAGGUACCAAGUGAAGCCGUUUUGGAAGCAAUAAGAAGUUUAAGUGAGAUGCGCCUAAGAGAAAUAUUCCGGGAUCAUACACAUGAUAAACUCUCAAGAGAUUUGGCAGUUUCUGCUGUAAGAACAGAUGUUGUUGAUAAAUUGAAACACAGCUUUGAUGAAGACGUUGAUAUAAACAGUGUGACUGAAUGUUUCAAUCGUGUUAGCAAAGAGACUUUCAGAUCUUUAGUAUUUGAAGACAACAUACGGUGUGAUGGUCGUAGUCUGGAAGAACUUCGGAACAUUUCCUGUCAAAUAGACCUGUACAAACCAUUACAUGGGUCAUCUCUGUUUCAACGAGGUCAAACUCAGGUGUUUUGUACUGUGGCCCUUGACUCUCCAGAGUCUGCCAUGAAGAUGGAUGCUGUAACUAUGCUUACAAGUGGACUGAAAGAGAAGAAUUUCUUCCUGCAUUAUGAGUUUCCGCCAUAUGCAACAAAGGAAAUUGGCCGUGUUGGUCCUGUAGGCAGAAGAGAACUUGGGCAUGGAGCUUUGGCAGAGAAAGGUUUGCGACCUGUUGUGUCGCGUGACUUCCCAUUUACUAUUAGACUUACAUCUGAAGUUCUGGAAUCUAAUGGGUCAUCUUCAAUGGCAACUGUAUGUGGAGGCAGCCUUGCCCUUAUGGAUGCAGGAGUUCCCAUAUCUAGUCCAGCAGCUGGUGUUGCAAUCGGUCUCAUUAGCCGUUAUACAGGCAGUGACACCAAGCACAUGGAGGAUUACAAGCUUCUUACCGAUAUCCUGGGCAUUGAGGACUACAUGGGUGACAUGGACUUCAAAUUAGCUGGUACUAAAAAAGGUAUCACAGCUCUUCAGGCUGAUAUCAAGAUUCCAGGACUUCCACUCAAAGUGGUCAUGGAGGCUGUUCAGCAAGCAACAGAUGCAAAAUCAAAAAUCAUUGACAUCAUGAAUGAGACUCUCAGUAAGACAAGGAAACAAAGAAAAGAAAAUUGGCCAGUAUCUGAACAAUUAGAAGUUCCUCCACAGAAACGUGCAAAAUUUUUAGGACUUGGUGGUAGCAACGUGAAACGUCUCUUGGUUGAAACUGGAGUUCAGGUGACACAAAUAGAAGAUUCCAUAUUCUCUGUGUUCGCUCCCAAUCAAGCAGCUAUGAAUGAAGCUAAAGAAUUGAUUGAUGAGUUUCUCACAACUGAACGGGAACCAGAAUUAGAGUUUGGUGCCAUUUAUACAGCAAAGAUUGUUGAAGUACGAGAUAUAGGUGUCAUGGUAACAUUGUUCCCUACAAUGACCCCAGCUUUACUGCACAAUUCCCAACUAGACCAGCGAAAGGUGAACCAUCCCAGUGCGUUAGGACUGGAGGUUGGAGAUGAGAUCCAAGUGAAGUAUUUUGGGCGAGAUCCUGUUUCAGGCCUCAUGCGUCUUUCCAGGAAAGUUCUCCAGGGCCCAUCCUCUGCAGUGGUCAGGAACCUUGGUGACAAAAGUUGUUCCAGCUGAUGUCUGUCGUUCUUUCACACACAAAGAAUUUAUAAUACUGUUUUAUAAAUAUUGGCUGUAAAACAUUGAAUUAAUAAAAUUGUGAUUUUUACUGCUAA
Molecule: messenger RNA, 3231 nt
Organism: Cryptotermes secundus
Lineage: Eukaryota; Metazoa; Arthropoda; Insecta; Blattodea; Kalotermitidae
Gene: PNPase
Product: polyribonucleotide nucleotidyltransferase 1, mitochondrial
Exons: 9
Coding region: 800-3133 (777 amino acids)
Biological process (GO): mitochondrial mRNA catabolic process; mitochondrial RNA 3'-end processing
Cellular component (GO): cytosol; mitochondrion
Molecular function (GO): 3'-5'-RNA exonuclease activity; polyribonucleotide nucleotidyltransferase activity; RNA binding
Source: RefSeq, a predicted model, not a curated record